Molecule: messenger RNA, 1254 nt
Organism: Magnusiomyces paraingens
Lineage: Eukaryota; Fungi; Ascomycota; Dipodascomycetes; Dipodascales; Dipodascaceae
Exons: 2
Coding region: 1-1254 (417 amino acids)
Source: RefSeq, a predicted model, not a curated record
AUGCCUGUGAACUUUUUAGGUGCACUACUUGCUGAAGGAACCAGCGUGAUCCCUAAUUAUGAUGUGCUUAAAAUUGCUAUUCCCGCUGUGGUUGGUGUUGGCACACUCAAAUAUUACUUUUCUGGAGCCCGCAAUACCUGGGAACGCAAACUUCAUGGCAAAGUUAUUUUGAUUACUGGAGGUACUUCAGGAAUGGGAGCAGCGGUUGCUUCUGAUUUGGCACAACGUGGCGCGCAGCUGGUUCUGCUUGUGCGUGAAAUGACGCCCUGGGUUAUUGAAUACAUUGAAGAUUUACGUGAGUCUUCCAAAAACGCUCUGAUUUAUGCAGAAGCUUGUGAUCUCCAAUCCAUGUAUAGCGUGCGCAAAUUUGCCACCAAAUGGCUUGACAAUCAACCCCCACGACGACUCGACAUGGUUGUGUGCUGCGCAGGGCUUGCGUUGCCGCCUGGACAUGUACGUGAUGCAACACCACUGGAGGGUGUUGAGCCGCAGUACGCUGUCAAUUACCUGGCACACUACCACUUGCUAACUCUACUCACACCUGCACUUAAGAUUCAACCUCCGGACCGUGAUGUGCGCAUUGUACUCACCACUUGCGUUGCGAGUGUCAUGGGCGACUUUGACAUGUCCGAUGUGCAGUUCAAUAAACGGCCGUAUCCGUCGAUGCGCCCCUGGCGUGUAUUUGGAGCAGCAAAGCUGCAACUCGCAUUGUUUGGGUACGAACUUCAACGCAGAAUUAAUGCUUACGAGCGUAAAGACAAUAACCAAAGCCCCAAUCUGCGAGUAAUUAUUGUUGACCCUGGUUUGAUGCGCACUCCAUCCUUUCAACGAUUUGCAUCUCUUGGAUCACUUUGGGGGUUGCUAUUAUACUUGAUUUUGUGGCCUAUAUGGUGGUUGCUGCUCAAGGCUCCAAUCUCUGGCGCUCAAUCAACACUGCAUGCAACAAUGUCACCGGAGUUUGAGGAAAAGAAGGAGGUUUACUACGUGUCUGAGUGUACUGUACGUCCACCACCAUCACUACCCAUUUUUAAAGAUGUAGAGGCUCAAAAGAAGUUGUUUGAUGUGACUGAAGAGAUUAUUAAGGAAGCUGAGCAGCGUGGUGCAGUUGCCCGCAAGCGUGCAGAAGUUGAAAAGAAGGUUGAUGAGGUCAGGAGACAGCAAAAAGAAAGAAAGGAAAAGGAGGAAAAAGAAAAGUCUGAGAAUAAAGAUGAUGAAAAGAAAGAGGAAAAGAAAGAGGAUGAGAAAAAGGAUUAA